Messenger RNA from Aspergillus pseudonomiae, 2241 nucleotides. RefSeq names its product HET domain-containing protein. NCBI's taxonomy places the organism in Eukaryota, Fungi, Ascomycota, Eurotiomycetes, Eurotiales, Aspergillaceae. The transcript has 4 exons. The record is from RefSeq and is a predicted model, not a curated record. The coding region runs from base 61 to 2241 and encodes 726 amino acids.
CCUGAAGCGAUCUUGUAUAUUUUCCCUCAAAAAGUGAAAGGAUCUACCGCACUGUAACUCAUGUAUCCAGAACCAAAACAUACCCUCUAUUCAACGCUUCGGCUCGAGCCAAAUACUACACGUCUAGUCCGUCUUUUGCCGCCUGAGAGGGAUGAUGUCCAGAUAAGAUGCGAGCUCUUCAACUAUAUUUUACCAGAAAGAAGUGGCAGAAAGCAUCUAUAUGAGGCGUUAUCUUAUGUAUGGGGCAGCGGAAGUAAACCGUGUACAAUCUCUCUAAACGGAAUUGCCUUUCCUGUUACACAGAAUCUUUAUACAGCUUUAUCGCACCUCCGAGACCCUCAGCUAGAGAGGACGAUAUGGGUGGAUGCAAUAUGUAUCGACCAAGACAACGGCGAUGAGAAGAGUAUACAAAUCCCCCUUAUGCGGGCGAUCUAUGCACAAGCCGAUCGCGUUAUUGUCUGGCUGGGAGAAGCUAUAGAGGACGGUGAUAAAGCACUUAAAACAAUUCACCGCCUUGCAGAAGAUCAGAGUCUACAGGAUAAAUCUUUACUGGCUCAGAGCCAGAAGACAAGUAACAAUGCCUGUUUGAGGUUGUUACAGCGGGAAUGGUUCCAACGUAUAUGGGUGCUUCAGGAAGUUGGUGUCGCACGAUGCAUUUCUAUGGUCUGUGGCUCUGUGCAAAUAAACGGGCAUGUUUUCUGUGAGGGCCUCAGUACCUUAGGGUAUUCCCUCAAUUUACCAAGGAAUAUCCGUCCAGUCGUUCACCUUAUAAGGGGUGCACUUUUCCGACCAAGCUAUGAAAUUGAUUCUCGUGGAACACUAACUAUAGGAGAAUUGCUGGAUAUGUACCACAAUCAUCAUGCCACUAUACUGCAUGAUAAAGUUUACGCAUUGCUAGGCUUAAGUGUUGAAGAUGCUGAUAAAACCGAUUUGAAACCAAACUAUUGUCUUCAAUGGAAUGACGUCUUUAAGAAAACAUGGCUUGAGGUACCAGUCGCUGUAAUUAAAGGGAGGGGAUGGAUACUAGGUUAUGUUGAUUCUGUUGAAGAGAGUACUUCUAAGUAUGGCUAUCAACAGAUCAAUGUAAACUAUAAUAAUACUGCUCAUUUACUAGGUUACAAAGAUAUGUGGGGCACUCAGUGGACACUGCAAGCUUCCGCAGAAUCAAUUCAGAAAGGUAAUAUUAUCUGUCUUUUACAGGGAGCUCCAAGCCCUAUUAUUAUUGAGCUUUGCAACGAUCAUUUCACUGUUAUUGUGAGCACGUUAAAACUUCAGCUAGGGGGAAAUAUAAAAACCCCUGAUAUGGUUCCUGCUCAACAUAGUUUUCCUAUGCAGGAACGCAUCAAUGACAUUUAUAUGACAUGGACAAUAUCCUUAGCUGAUAAGGAAAGCAACAGUGGACUCAGAUAUCAAAGAGAGCUCAUCUCUGUGGCACCAUACUAUCAAGAGAAGGUUUCUGAAAAAGUGAAAAGACUGCAUAGCAUAUCACUUAUCAUUGGGGAUAUUCUAAUACAGAUACUGGAGAAAAAAGACCCUGAAGGCCAAAUAGGAUAUCUUCUGCAACACUGUGGAGAAAGCCUACCCAUCUCUGAAGAUGUGGUCAAGGCGGCAGCAGUAAAUGAAGGAUCAAGUGGAUCUCAGAUUAUACGGCAGCUCUGCGAACACUUUGGAAAGAGUCUACCUAUCUCUGAAGAUGUGGUCAAGGCGGCAGCAGCAAAUGAAGGAUUAGAUGGAUCUCAGAUCAUGCGGCAGCUCUGCGAACACUGUGGAGAGAGCCUACCUAUCUCUGAAAAUGUGGUCAAGGCGGCAGCAGCAAAUGAAGGAUAUGGAUCUCAGAUCAUGCGGCAGCUCUGCGAACACUUUGGAAAGAGUCUACCCAUCUCUGAAGAUGUGAUACUACGGCAGCUCUGCCAACACUUUGGAGAGAACUUACCUAUUUCUGAAGAUGUGGUCAAGGCGGCAGCAGCAAAUAAAAGAUCGAAUGAUUCUCUGUUGAGGCUCUCCCAUCAUUUUGGAGAGAACUUACCUAUCUCUGAAGAUGUGGUCAAGGCGGCAGUAGCAAAUGAAGGAUCGGAAGGAUCUCUGAUCAUACAGCAGCUCUGCGAACACUGUAAGCACUUUGGAAAGAGUCUACCUAUUACUGAAGAUGUGGUCAAGGCAGCAACAGCAAAUAAAGGACUGGUUGGAUUUAAGAUCAUGUUGCAGCUCCGCGAACACUUUGGAGAGAGCCCACCUAUCUAG